Messenger RNA from Penicillium cinerascens, 1092 nucleotides. Its product is annotated as major facilitator superfamily domain-containing protein. Lineage: Eukaryota; Fungi; Ascomycota; Eurotiomycetes; Eurotiales; Aspergillaceae. Gene Ontology annotation, molecular function: transmembrane transporter activity. The transcript has 2 exons. The coding region runs from base 1 to 1092 and encodes 363 amino acids. Gene Ontology annotation, biological process: transmembrane transport. The record is from RefSeq and is a predicted model, not a curated record.
AUGAAUGGUAUAUGGAAGACCUACAAGACAUGGCACAAUAAGUACGGUCCAAUGGUUUGUUUGAAAUAUGGUGAGCGGUUUGGCCAGAUCGACUACAUUGGGGCGCUACUGUCCAUUGGUACCCUUCUAUGCUCGAUUAUGGCCAUGAACUUCGGCGGCGUUCUGUGGAACUGGAGCAGCUCGAACAGCAUUGGUCUCUUUGUGGGUGCCGGUGUCCUGUUGAUCCUGUUUCUGGUGCAACAAACAUUCAAACUGGGAACCAGCUUCGAGAAUCGCAUGUUCCCCAUGCAUUUCUGGAAGAGCCGUACCUUGAUCGUUCUCUUCUUCACUAUGAUGUUGGCGACGUUCGGCAGCUUCAUCGGCAUCUACUAUUUGCCCAUUUACUACCAAUUUACCCGCGGAAGCACAGCCAUUCAGACCUCCGUCCAUCUCCUACCCUUCAUUCGGUUCCUGGUCGCCUUCAACAUGAUCAAUGGUCAUUUCAUGGGCAAGACCGGCUACUACUACCCCUGGUACAUUUUCGGAGCUGCUCUCGAGUUAAUCGCGGUAUCCUCCUCUGUAAGUCCUCCUUCGCACACACUCUCCAUCUACCACGAAACACACCCUAACGAGCCUCGCUACAAAACAGACACCGUGGACGAACAUACCUCCGAUGCCAAAAUCUACGGCUACACUAUCAUCAUGGGCACUGGCGUGGGCUGUUUCUGCCAGGCCGGCUUCGCGAUCGCACAGAUGAAGGUCAAGCCUGAGGAGAUCCCCUUCUGCGUGGGCUUCAUGACGGUCGGACAGAUGAUGGGAAUCGUAUUUGGCACGGGCAUCUCCGGUGCCCUGUUCGUGAACUUCGCGCAACAGGCCCUGCAGCAGGUGUUCCCCCUAACCAGUGAGGAUGAGAUCUCGAAUGCAAUCUCGGGCGUAGGAAGCCAGCUUCUCCGCUCUGCAAGUUCCGAGGAUUAUGCCGCGGCAAUUCAUGGUAUCACCAGGGCGAUCCAGCUGGCCUACGUCCCCAUUAUUGCUGCGGGAGCCAUUUGCUUGGUCUGUGGCUUGCUAAUGAAGCGCGAGAAGGUCUUUGUCACUGGUAGCUUCGCUGGCUAG